UCCAUGGUUGAGCUACGGUAAUCUGGCGUGUUGGGGGCCAUAGAGACGUGGCUGUUUCUGGUGUGAUAUUUCAGUGGAGAAAAAGGAAAAAAAGGCUGCAGAGUCCGGAGAGGACAAUCCCUGCGCUUCGAGUUUGUUUCUGUAACAAGAUUCUCAGAGGAUCCUUUUGUUUUAGAUCUUGAUCUUUUAAAUCCGACAGAAGUAGCUGAGUUUGGGCUGGUAAUUACAGUUUGGUUGGAGUCCAUCCUCUAAAUUCAGGAUAUGCUUUGGUCAUGUCCCAAAUGGAAAAUGAAUCGCUGAGAGAAGAUGUGGGUGAACCUGAUGAAAAUGUGCAGAAGACAGUGGAUGAAGAUGUGACCAAGAAUAAUGGCGAGGAAGUCGAACCUACCUUCAUGACCCAGAAAAGACCAGAAGCCAAAACCACUGAGCUCAGUGCAGCACAACAGUCACAGGUCUCAGGUCCCAUUGAGAAGACCCAAACAGGAUGGGGAUAUUGGGGAAACUGGGGGAAAUCAUUGCUUUCAAGUGCUUCUGCUACAAUGGCCACUGUUGGUCAUGGAAUCUCAAAUGCCAUUGAAAAAGCAGAAACAUCCCUAGGGAUCCCCAACCCUACUGACUUAUCAUCUGAUGCCAGAGAUGCAAUAAAAGAAAGCCACAAUUCUGAAGAAGUAAGUGAUGACAAGAAAGAGACUGAAAAUCCCUCACCUCUCAGUGGUGCUUUUGGAAUGUUUUCUACAAUUUCUUCUGCUGUUCAGACCACAGGAAAAACAGUUAUAAGUGGAAGUCUGGAUGCAUUAGAAUACAUUGGUAAAAAGACUAUGGAUGUUAUAGCUGAAGGUGACCCUGGAUUUAAGAAAACAAAAGGCUUGAUGAACAGAAAUUCCACACUAUCUCAGGUCUUGCGAGAGGCCAAGGAAAGAGAACAACAGAGGACAGCUGCUGAGGUUUCCAUGACUACAGAGAAGAAAGCACAUUAUGGAUUGCUUUUUGAUGAGUUUCAGGGGCUUUCUCAUUUGGAAGCCUUAGAGAUGCUUUCCAGAGAGAGUGAAUCAAAGGUGAAAUCUGUUAUAAGUACACUUUCUGGUGAGGAGUUUGCUACUUUAAAGGAAGAGCUGGAAAAGCUGAAAGAAGCGUUUUCAUUAGCUGAAUUUGAUGAUGAUGAAGAUGAUGAUGAAGAAAAAAGAGAAGACGAAGAUUUCACAAUUGAAGUGGGCAUACUCUUUUCACAGCUGCGCAUCUCUCUAAAACCAGCUAAAUUGCUCCAAGCAAGGAACUCUGCUCAUGAAUUAGUUAAAAACCUCAACGUGCAAGUGGUUAAAGAAGCAGAACAGCAUGAAGGAGAAGGAGAUCAGGAAGUGGGCCCAGGAGAUACUGAGAAUAAAAAGUCGGUGGAGGAUAUUCACAUGGUUGCAAUCAAAAGCCUGGCUCAGUUGACAGCUUAUUCCAUUGAAAUGUUCCACAAAACUGCAGCAUUGGUUCUUCAUGGGCAAAAAGAAGAUGUGUUGGCUAUAAUCCGAGCUAAAACCCUUUCCCAAAUGACUAUUAUGCUGUGCAAAGAAUUGUCCUCUCUCUCUAAAGAAUUUGCCACAUGCUUAACAACUGCAGGGGUGGAAGAGAAGGCUGAUGUGCUCAACCCUUUAAUCACAGGAGUGUUUUUGGAGGCUUCCAACAGUGCCUCUUAUAUCCAAGAUGCCUUCCAACUACUUUUGCCAGUGCUGCAGAUCUCGCAUAUCCAGACUCAGAAAGAGUUAUCUCAGCAAUAAAUCAAGUCUGACUAAACUGGAACAUUACUUCCAAUGGACCUGAAUGGAAGUUCCCUCGUUCCAUAAGAAGAUGAAGGCAUCUUUAAUACAAAUUAAGACAGAUGUGUUGACUUGUGAUUUUCCACUGACCAGAAUAAGAUGCUGAAAGGCCAUGAUGUAGUCACCUACCUACGUAGACAAGAUGAUCUAUAGGCAGCAUAGGAAGUUUGUAACACAAUUUAUCUUUGUCAUUUUGCUGGAUGAUGUUCUAUCUGCUUCUGCUCUUUAGACUCUUUGCAUUAUGCUCCUUGAGAUAAGAGUGUUAUGAAGGAAAGACUCAUAGGGCAAGGGACGCAUAGCAUAACAGUGUUCAUGGCAUGAGACCUUCGAUUAUUGGAGUCAGUAACUGCUGCAAAUUGCAUUAUACUCACAUUGAAAUGCUAGUUUAAGUAAAAAUGCCUAGCACUCCAAAGGGAUACUGAGAAAAUAAGAUUUGUUUCAGGACAUGUGAGUGAUUUUUCAAUUGUUUAUUCUAAGAUCUGGAGAUCCCAAAGGGGGAAAAAACUUUUAAAAAACUGCUAAGGUUACAGCUCUAAAUGUUAUCUGAAAGGAGAAAAAGGGCCAUUUAUAUAUCUUGACUUGCUCCCCAGUAAGCAUGAUUAUGCUUUUAGGUUUGAAAAGGUUUUAGACAAAUUAAUGGUCUGACCUUUUAUUGAUGUAUACUCUCUACUAGUGCUAGAUUAGAGAGAGAUUUAUUGUUUUUUAAAGACACACUUUUAUGUGUAAUAGCAUUUGACGUUUAAAUAAACACAUUUUGCUAGACCUCUCUUAGUCAAUAGAUUUUCAGUGUCCUACUUCCAUAGCAGUAAAUAAAAGGAGCCAGAAGGAGUUGACUUGAUUUGAAGAAAAGUAAAGCUUUUGAUAAAUGCCUUGAGGUAAGAUGGGCGGCUUAUAAAUUAAAUAAAUAAAUAAAUAAAUAAAUAAAUAAAUAAAUAAAUAAAUAAAUAAAUAAAUGAAUGAAUAAAUAAAUAAAUAAAUAAAUAAAUAAAUAACAAGGGAAGCUUACAACUUGGAUGCACUUCUAUGAAAAUAAUUUUUCAGGUUCUGGAACUUUGCCUGAAUUCCCAAACUGAUUUAAUUCUUCAUAUCAUAACUCCAAAGACUUUAGAAUACAAAUUCCUCUUGUCUUUUUUGUCCAAUUGUUACGUUGUACAAUUUUGUCUUGUUCCAUAAUGUAUAUGUUUAUUUACUUGUUCCUUCCUAGAAUCUGCUCAGGGAAAUUCUACUAACUUUUAUGAAGUUUUUUGAACAAGCAGCUUGCUAUGACUCAAAUAUCACUUCAGCAAAGAAAAAAAAAGAUAAAUUGCAACUUGUUUUACUUUAGUGAAUGUCCUUGCUUUUACAUUUAUUAGCUUGUCUUUGUUUUAACUGCGAUUCUAAAUUUCCAUCUGGUUGCUUAGAGUUACUAAAUUACUUUAUUACCAUAUUGUAACAUUAGCAUGGAAUGUUGGAACAAUGCAUUAUGUACAUAUGCAUACAUGUAUAUGUAUGUGUAUAUAUGUGUGUGUGUGUGUGUGUGUGUAUUUAAAAAUAUAUAAGCACAUAUUUGUACAUACAUACACAAACACACACACAGAGUAAAAAAUAUUCCUUAACUUUUCAAAUAAAUUAGGCUUUUUAGAUAGUUUAAUUUCUAGAAAAGAAUCUAUUUUAUCUAUUCUAAAUAUGUAUAUUGUAUACAGAGAAUAAAUGUCUUUUGAUGCAAUAAGGAAAUGGCUACUUAUUAAAUAGGUUGACCAUUGAAUACCUAGUUACUAAUGUUCAGGUCAACAAAACAAUAUUUUGCCAAGUGCUGUUUUCAUACAUUUUCUUGUUUAUUCUAGUACGGAAGAAAUCUGCAUUGUUUAAGAUAGUGGGAGUGACAGCAUAUGUGGUGAAUAUACAGUAUAUUGGGCAGAGUACAUGCAUUUUGUUUGUCUACCAGUGUAAAGUUUACGCUUAAACUUAAAAUGCAGAUUCCACCAUAUUGUUUUACGCUAAUAGAAGAGAACAGCUAUCUGUUCAAAUGGAACAGUUGCAUAUUUUCUCCAACAGUUGCCCAGCCCUUGUUUCAUUUUUAGAUCUUUUCAAAUGAGUCAUAGAUUUAGUGAAAUACUUUGCAUUUAAUUAUAGAAUUGUAGUCUUGUUAUAGACUACAGAGAAAUGACACUUCCAAUUAAUAAAAAUGGCCUGAAUGUAACAUUAGAAAUGUAGUGCAUUUUUAGGACAGUGUGUGAAUGAACAAACCAAGACUUGAAGUCUUCAAACAAAGUGACUACAGGUUUGGAUUUUUAAGAAUAUUGAGAUUAAACUUAAAUACAAAAGAAAAGAAAGAGAGAAAAGAAAGCUAGAACAAUUAUGCAUCCCUCUGUCCUGUUCUUGUUUUUGGAAUCAAGUUCCAAAUAUACUCCCAAGUAAGCAAACUUACUUGGAAAUAUAAAUGUUUAAAUGCUGAGUACAUUUAACUAAAUUUAUUUGGACUAUGUCUUCAAUACCAAGGUUGACUCAGCCUUCCAUCCUUUAUAAGGUAGGUAAAAUGAGGACCCAGAUUGUUGGGGGCAAUAAAAGUUGACUUUGUAUAUAUACAAAUGGAUGAGACUAUUGCUUAACACAAUGUAAGCCGCCCUGAGUCUUUGGAGAAGGGCGGGAUAUAAAUUCAAAUAAUAAAUAAAUAAUAAAUAAUACCUAUGCACUAUUUUUCCAUGAGAUAAGGCAGUGAUGGCUAAUCUUUUUGCCGUCGCUUGCCAAAAGCGGGGGGACUGGGGUGGGUGGGUUGCGCAUGUGCAUGCCCACACCCAUAAUUCAAUGUACCCCGCACAUGUGCGCAUGACCCCCCCACUCUGCCCACUUUUGGCAAUGGCAUAGUGGGCCCGGUAGGCCCGUUUUUCGCCCUCCCCAGGGUCCAGAGGCUUUCUUGGAGCCUGGGGAGGGCAAAAACAACAUCCCCACCCCCCAGAGGCCAGAAAUGGCCCAUUUCCCAACUUCUGGAGGGCCCGGAAGGCCCAUUUUUCACGCUCCCCAGGCUGUAGAGGCUUUCUUGGAGCCUGGGGAGGGCAAAAACUGCCUUCCCCACUCCCCCGGAGGCCAGAAACAGCCCAUUUCCUGACUUCCGGUGGGUCCGGAAGGGCUGAAAAUCAAGUGGCCGGUGCGCACAUGCGUGCUGGAGCUGAGCUAGGGGAACGCUCGCAUGCCGACAGAUACGGCCUCAGGUGCCAUAGGUUCGCCAUCACGGGUAUCAUGGAGCAUGCUGGUUGAGGAAUUCUGGGAGUGAAGUCCACAUCUCUUAGGGUUUCCAAGCUUGGAAAAACGUUGCUUUAAAACCUAUCGAUCAUCUUCCAUUGGGUUAGAAAGGGAUGAGAUUAGUGACAGUUAAAUUCUCACAUAGUUUUAUGCUUCUGCAAAUAACAUUGACAAGUUUGGAUUAUACAGAACAAAAGACAACUCUGUGUCUAAGGAAAUAGUUUGCAAACCAAAUUCUCAGCUUUAAGCCAAUUGUUAGGGAUCUUGUAGUUUCAACACAAGUAAGGGUUGAACUGAAUGAACUUUUAAGUCUUUUUUUUUUUAAUUUGUAUAAUUCAGUAUCAAAGAAAUGAGGAAAGAGAAAGCUCAUCACUUCUUGUUCAAAUAACUGCUCAAAAACAAUACAAUUAAACAGGUUUUAUGAAGUAGACUUGGGUAAGCAGAACAAAAUGUAGUAGAAGCAGCCAAUUGCACAAAUUAUUAUAGCAAUAAUUGUCAGACCAAAAGAGGCACAAGUUGCCCACUUCAAACAUAUGCUAACAGCAUGAUCAUCGGUCUCCAUCUUGGCUUCUGGCAACACUUGCUCGGGGCUGAAAAUGGGUAGCAAUCCUUUAAAACCUGGUCUUCGGCAUGUCGGAUAUGUAGAUUUUAAUACUAAAAAGGAAGGCCAACUGUGAACUAUAAUUAUUCUUUUAAAAAAUGGAAAACAGUGUCCCAAAAGUGCUUUUUAACAGGCAACUGGAAUUUCUUGAGUUUUUUUUUCCCAUUAAAAUGUUUUACUGCUCAUCCAAGAAGUUUCUUCAGUUCUCAAGAAGCUUCUUGGAUGAGAAGUGAAACUUUUUAAAGGAAAAAACCCAAGAAAGUCCAGUUGCCUUUUGAAAAGCACCUUUGGAACAACUUGACCUGAAUGAUUAAGAAUGCUCUGGGAAAUUGAUGGAUAGAUUCUCAUAAAACAACAUACAGGUAAUUCUAAUAUUAUUGGGCUUUUCCUAUUUCUACUUUUAUUUUCACCUUGAUCAUUCUACAUAAGUUAGAAUGAUCAAUUAUUGUACUAUUCUUAAUUUAUACUAUGAAGCAUACUUCAAGCACUUCUGAUAAAAAUAAUCAAAUAGCUUAAUUUGGAACACUAAUGCGAUUGAUUGUGUAGUUACAUAAGAAAUUGAUUAUUAUUUACUCCAGAAAGCCUACUGUGCCCUCAAUGUGAUAUGUAAGUUUGCACAUGUGUAUAUUCCUUUAGAGGGAUGCGGUGACUCAGUGGCUAAGAUGCUGAGCUUGUCGAUCAAAACGUCAGCAGUUCAGUGGUUCAGAUCCCUAGUGCCGUGUAACGGGGUGGGCUCCUGUUACUUGUCCCAGCUUCUGCCAACCAGCAUCUGCCAACCAGCGUCUUAGCAGUUCGAAAGCAUGAAAAAAUGCAAGUAGAAAAAUAGGGACCACCUUUGGUAGGAAGGUAACAGCAUUCCGUGCGCCUUCGGCUUUUAGUCAUGCCAGCCACAUGACCACGGAGAUGCCUUCGGACAGCGCUGGCUCUUCGGCUUUGAAACGGAGAUGAGCACUGCCCUCUAGAGUCGGGAACUACUAGCACAUAUGUGCGAGGGGAAUCUUUACCUUUACCUUUUUAUAUUCCUUUAAAUAUCUUCAAGACACUUCUUCAAUACUGACUCAACUCAGUGGAAUUCUUAUCUCUGUGGAAGAAUCUCAGUUGCAAAAUCAGUUGCUUUCAAGAUAUGUGUGUAGAAAUGUUUUACUUGCUAAGCCUUGCUUACAUUUUGAAUGAUUGCUGAAAUUGACAUAUCCUCAUCACUUGACUAAUCAAGUAACCUCUGUUGUUUUCUUUCUUUUCUGGUCAAAUCUCUUGCAAAAAAGGAAGGUAAAAGUAGAAUGGUGAGUGAGACAUUUGGGAAAAUCCUCCUCCUCUUCAAAUCAAUCUAUAUUCAGUUUUGAGUGAAAACUAUUUUGGUCACAUUGUAAAAAGCAAAUAAGGUGCGACUAGGUGUCAUGAAGGAACGUGACAAUUGUAACUGAAGUUAUGAUUAGGAAUGAUAUUAUUAUAUAUUAUUCCAAAAGAGGCAUUUGCUGGAUUUUUUUCCCUUAGAUGGUAAAAUAAUUUAGGUAAUUUUUAGUUUAACUGCACUUGAUAAGUUCUUGGUCAACAUAUUGUGCUCCACCAUAAAUUCUGCACUGAUUUAUUCUCAACGAGAUUAUAGGAUUUAAUAGCCAUUUGUGAAGUAAACUGGUCAAAUAAAGACAACCUGUCUGACACCCAAGCCUGUCAAAACUGUCCGGAAUAAUCAGGAUUUAAGAAUGAAGUUAAUCUGAGCAGCUGAAUACAUACUGCCCAUUCAUUUUAUGUGGGACGUAUAAGCUUGGUGCUGGGUGGAACCAGUUUUUCUUCUUUCCCAGAUCAUAAAAGAGGAGGUAACUCUGUGGCAGGAGCUACAUUUCUGCUAGUCGAGUCUGCAUUGAAAGGCUUGCUUCUCUUUCCACUUCCCCAGGUAUCUCCCAGUCCUGCUUAGAUUCAACUUAAUAUAUACUGAUCUGACCUGAGAAACUUAGUGUGGAGCCGUGACAAAUUAAUUAUAUAUUUUGUAAUAACUGUACUGUUACUGAACAAUGUCCUCAAUUUUAAAAGCAUUUGGGCGAGAAGACAAAGACAAGAAGGAUGAAAAGGACAAAGGAAAAGAACAUAAAGACCAUAAGGGUGGAGACAAAAAGGACAAAAAAAAGAAAAAGGAGAAAAAGGAGAAAAAGCAUGGGCAAGAUGACAGUUCCAGCAGCAGCAGCAGCUCUGAUAGUGACUCUGGCAAGACUCACAGUGGAGAAAAGAAGAAAAAGGAAAAGAAAUGACUUUGAGGCAGCCCACACCUCCCAGCUGAAUUGAAGUUCAACUAGUGAAGGGUAUUUGGGCAUAGGGGGAGAAACAAAAAUUAUGUUCAUUUUCUUCAAAAUAAAAUGUCUUUAUUUUGGUUUACCUUAA
Molecule: messenger RNA, 7995 nt
Organism: Ahaetulla prasina
Lineage: Eukaryota; Metazoa; Chordata; Lepidosauria; Squamata; Colubridae
Gene: FAM114A2
Product: family with sequence similarity 114 member A2
Exons: 19
Coding region: 273-1763 (496 amino acids)
Source: RefSeq, a predicted model, not a curated record